CCGCGGCGGGAACAUUCCUCUUCCUCUGGGGGGGGUGGUGGUGGAGGAGCCGAUGCCGAAGAAUGCGUCCGCUGACAGACUUGUAAAGAGCGCACUGCAGGACAAGCACAGUGGGAAAAAGGUGGGCAACGCUAAUUUAACAUUUCCGACACGUUCCCGGUUGUACGGGGUGCGCGUAUAGGCUUGCUGAUAAAUUAAUGAUCGCUGGUUAAAAUCGCACGCACGGCACUAGGACGCGCUCGACUUCCCUCGCCAAAUCUAUUUUUCCCGUUUCCCCUCGAUGUGUGCGAUGCAAAAGUGAUUGAGAUUUCCCUCCUUUAGAAAGGUUUAUUUUUGUUUUUCUCUGUCGAUUACCUGUCAGCAGGAUGUGACAGCAUGCCUGUGUUGCAUUUGUACUCUGUGGUCUCGGCAAAUAUGUGUGCGUGUGUUUGUGUGCGCGCGGAGCUCGGCUUCCUGCACAAAAGGUGCGGGUUACAGAGGAGCAGACGGCUCCGGAGCGGCUUCCCCGGCUCUCACGAUGGGCGCGCGCACCACAAGGAGCGUCUCUGCAUGGCGCGCGCACGAGCCGCUUCUGGUGCCGUUGUCACAUCACUAUUUGGGGUCAGUAACAUUUGAUUUCUCUCUCAAGAAGUUCAGCUGCGCCGAACGGAGCGCUGGGCGUCUGGGCCUGCCGCGCAAUAGGCGGUGUCUGUUUAAACUUGAGACGUGCCGCUGCCACGCUCCUGUGCGCGCUGCUCUGUCGCCCAGGCCGCCGGAGGACUCAGCCCAAACAACCGAGAAUCAUGUUUGCUAAUCUGUAUCGCACCUUGUGCGUUUUGAGGCACGUAGUUUGGUUUUUCUUUUCCACGUCUCUCCAUUCUCGUGCCUUAUUAAAUCCUUUGUAUGGUUUCUGACAGCACUCUCCUCCCUUCUUCCCCCGUGAGCGCAGACUUCAGUAGGCUACAGUAGGCGGCUGUUUCUCAUAACUGCCUCUCCAAGUGGGAGGUGUUUUUUUUAUUUAAUCUACACUUUCCACCCCAAAGAAGCAGCAGCUUUAUCUCCUGUAGCUCCAAUAAGGUACAAUGCGCCAAUCCUGGAUCAGAACUCAAACUCAGCAGCCGUCCCUUUCUGGCCAGGAGAAUGAGCCAAUGGAAAUAGCCAGUGAAGAAGAAGAUCGGGAAGAGAAUGAAGAAGAAGAGGAGGAGGAGGAGGAGGAGGAGGAGGAGGAUGCCCGGAGUUCUGAUGAGGAGGGAGGACUAUCCCCAGUAGCCAUGACAACUGAACCAGGACUCAGUGAGAAAACCACAGAAGAUGUUGAGAAUGAGAUAGCAUCAAAGCAGGAGAGCCCCCACCAGCAGCAGCAUGGUGGCAAAGGAAUGGAUUCUUUUACCAAGACACUGUUUCCACCUGCUCAGGGAGCAUCACUGUCACCGUGUAACAGUGCACACUUGGAGGAGAGAGCUCUCAUCCCUGAUGAGCUACAUAUGGGAGUACAAGUAAGUGCAAGCAUGUGCAUCUGUGCUGUUGGUUUUUAUUUCCCACACAUUAUCAAAAAACCAUCAUAAUGACUCCCGCAGACAUUGGUGAUGAACCGUGUAGUCCAGCCAGGGAUCUGUCUCCCUCAUUCCUGUCAUCACUCUACUACUGUCUACUACUACUAUUACAAAGAAAGAGUAGAAAUGGCCCCAAAAUACUUAGAAAAUAU
This is a messenger RNA of Monopterus albus (swamp eel), 1684 nucleotides long. RefSeq names its product histone H3.v1-like. NCBI's taxonomy places the organism in Eukaryota, Metazoa, Chordata, Actinopteri, Synbranchiformes, Synbranchidae. Bases 1062 to 1544 code for a protein of 160 amino acids. The record is from RefSeq and is a predicted model, not a curated record. The transcript has 3 exons.